Molecule: messenger RNA, 2750 nt
Organism: Melitaea cinxia (Glanville fritillary)
Lineage: Eukaryota; Metazoa; Arthropoda; Insecta; Lepidoptera; Nymphalidae
Gene: Dhx15
Product: putative pre-mRNA-splicing factor ATP-dependent RNA helicase PRP1
Exons: 10
Coding region: 116-2326 (736 amino acids)
Cellular component (GO): intracellular anatomical structure; spliceosomal complex
Molecular function (GO): RNA binding; RNA helicase activity; ATP binding
Source: RefSeq, a predicted model, not a curated record
AUCUGUGUUGUGUAUCGUGUAUUCGCCAUUUUGUUAGCUGCCUCGUUUAUUGAAAAUUUUCGAGAAAUUAUCUCGUAUCCUAAUUUAUUUUACCCAUAUAUGUGUUAAUUUUAAAAUGUCAAAGAGGAGAAUAGAAGUUAUGGAUCCGUUUAUUAAAAAAAAGCGGGAAGAAAAGGCAGCAGCAGCAGCAAAAUCUGGAAGCAGUAGUGGUGAGACAUCGGAUGCGGUUGCCACAUUGGGAACUGCCCCCCCACCCACUGCUACCAGUACUCCUGGAAUUAACCAAUAUACAGGUUUGCCACAUUCCGUGCGUUAUCACGAGCUCCUGCGUCGUCGUCUCGGCCUCCCAGUAUGGGAAUACAAAAACGACUUUAUGAGACUCCUAAACACUCACCAGUGUGUCGUAUUAGUCGGUGAAACAGGUUCAGGAAAGACAACUCAGAUACCACAGUGGUGUGUCGAAUUUGCAGCUGUCACAGGGAUGAAAUCCCACGGAGUUGCCUGCACUCAACCAAGAAGAGUAGCGGCUAUGUCGGUAGCCCAGAGAGUCGCUGAAGAAAUGGACGUGCCGUUGGGUCAGCAAGUCGGUUACAGCAUUCGUUUUGAAGACUGCUCCGGGCCCCAAACGGUGCUCAAAUACAUGACCGAUGGUAUGUUGCUCCGUGAAGCUAUGUCUGAUCCGAUGCUGGAGCAAUACAGAGUGAUACUCCUCGAUGAGGCUCACGAGAGGACCUUAGCGACAGAUAUCCUAAUGGGUGUAUUAAAAGAAGUGAUAAAACAGAGAACAGAUUUGAAGCUGGUUAUCAUGUCAGCAACUUUAGAUGCUGGGAAGUUCCAGCAGUACUUUGAUAAUGCUCCGCUGAUGAAUGUACCGGGUAGAACUCAUCCGGUAGAAAUAUUUUACACUCCCCAACCAGAAAGAGACUAUUUAGAAGCGGCGAUACGUACUGUUAUACAGAUACAUAUAUGUGAAGAAAUAGCUGGUGAUAUUUUACUCUUCCUCACCGGUCAAGAGGAAAUCGAAGACGCCUGCAAGAGAAUUAAGCGUGAAAUAGAUAAUUUGGGACCGGAUGUCGGCGAACUGAAAUGUAUUCCGCUAUACUCGACACUGCCACCUAACCUGCAACAGAGAAUCUUCGAGCCGGCACCACCGAACCGAGCAAAUGGGGCGAUCGGUAGAAAAGUGGUUGUAUCCACGAACAUAGCGGAGACAUCCUUAACGAUAGAUGGUGUCGUGUUCGUGAUAGAUACAGGAUUCUCGAAGCAGAAGGUGUAUAAUCCAAGGAUUCGUGUGGAGUCUCUGUUGGUGUCACCGAUCAGUAAGGCGUCGGCUCAACAGCGGGCCGGUAGAGCCGGUAGGACACGUCCGGGGAAAUGUUUUAGACUGUAUACGGAGAAGGCUUAUAAGAAUGAAAUGCAAGACAACACAUACCCCGAGAUUCUGAGAUCAAACUUAGGAUCUGUAGUUUUGCAGUUGAAAAAGCUGGGAAUCGACGAUCUGGUGCACUUUGACUUCAUGGACCCUCCGGCGCCCGAGACCCUCAUGAGGGCCUUGGAGCUUCUCAACUACUUAGCUGCACUCGAUGACGAUGGCAACCUGACGGACUUAGGAGCUGUCAUGGCGGAGUUUCCCCUGGACCCACAGCUGGCCAAGAUGUUGAUAGCCAGCUGCAACCACAACUGUUCUAAUGAAAUACUAUCCAUCACUGCUAUGCUUUCUGUACCACAGUGCUUUGUACGUCCAAACGAAGCUCGUAAAGCGGCUGACGAGGCUAAGAUGAGGUUCGCUCACAUCGAUGGCGAUCAUCUCACACUUCUCAACGUGUACCACGCCUUCAAACAGAAUAUGGAAGAUCCGCACUGGUGCUACGAUAACUUCAUCAACUACAGAUCACUUAAAUCUGGUGACAAUGUGCGGCAACAACUCAGCCGGAUUAUGGACAGAUUCAACUUGAAACGUACAAGCACAGAGUUUACAAGUAAAGACUAUUACAUCAAUAUUAGGAAGGCACUCGUCAACGGUUUCUUUAUGCAGGUAGCCCACUUAGAGCGCACAGGUCAUUACCUCACGGUUAAGGACAACCAGGUGGUUCAGCUACAUCCAUCCACCUGCCUCGACCACAAGCCAGACUGGGUGAUUUAUAACGAGUUUGUCCUCACGACCAAAAACUAUAUACGGACAGUUACGGAUAUCAAACCUGAAUGGCUACUCAAGAUCGCACCCCAGUACUACGAACUGAACAAUUUCCCACAAUGCGAAGCACGGAGACAACUCGAAUUACUGCAGGCUCGUCUGGACUCAAAGGCUUAUCAAGAAGGCUUCUAAACUAGGAGUAUUUUACUUUAUAACAGAGGCCCGCUUGUGACAGAUUUAGACUUUUAUUAAAAUUUGUUUAGUAGCAAAGAAAUACGGAAUUCACUAAAGUGAAGGACGAUGGUUCUGGUGUUUUUUUGUUAUUUAUCUAGUUCUUAGAUGAACUUAGUAUUUUCUGAAUGGGAUGUGAGUGAAAAUGUGAUUGGCGGUUAUUUUUGUUUGUAGUGAAAUGAUAUAUGUUCAAUAUUAUUUUAAAAUAUGGAUUUAUUUGAAAUCAAAGUGAAAUGAUAACUUGAUAUGUAUGUAACUUUAUGAUUAUCGAAGAGUAUUGUACAGUCUCCUGGUGUGCUGUUGAUGAUUCUAGGUGGUAAUAGUAGGUUUUAAAAAGUUUGUAACAAAAUUAAUAUAAAUAUAUAUUAAUAUGAUAAGGCUGAAA